AUGGGUGGAGGGCAUGGCAACAACCACUUGCGAUGCAUCUAUUAUUCUCCAAUUCCUCAAGAGACACAUAUUCACCAGAUAUGGGGUAGCUACACCCUAUCACCCCAGACCAAUGGCCAAGCUGAUUUGGCUAAUCAAGAGCUGAAGAGGAUUUUAGAAAAGACAGUGGGAACCACAAGAAAGGAUUGGGCCAGAAAGCUAGAGGAUGCUCUUUGGACAUAUAGGACAGCAUUCAAAACUCCUAUUGGGAAAUCACCUUUCCAGAUGCUGUAUGGCAAGUCCUGUCACCUCCCUGUAAAGCUAGAACACAAAGCAUACUGGGCCAUUAAGCUCCUCAACCUUGAUUUUCAGGCAGCGGGAGAGAAGAGGCUAUUGCAACUGAAUGAGUUGGAUGAAUUCAGGUUAGAGGCCUAUGAGAAUGCCAAGAUAUACAAGAAAAAGGUCAAGAGCUGGCAUGACAAAAGAAUCUCAAAGAAGGAGUUCAAACCAGGGCCGUAA
Arachis duranensis is the source of this 498-nucleotide messenger RNA. RefSeq lists its product as uncharacterized. Bases 1 to 498 code for a protein of 165 amino acids. The transcript is spliced from 2 exons. Gene Ontology annotation, molecular function: nucleic acid binding. The record is from RefSeq and is a predicted model, not a curated record. NCBI's taxonomy places the organism in Eukaryota, Viridiplantae, Streptophyta, Magnoliopsida, Fabales, Fabaceae.